Messenger RNA from Aedes albopictus (Asian tiger mosquito), 2771 nucleotides. Its product is annotated as probable ATP-dependent RNA helicase DHX35. Bases 639 to 2699 code for a protein of 686 amino acids. NCBI's taxonomy places the organism in Eukaryota, Metazoa, Arthropoda, Insecta, Diptera, Culicidae. Gene Ontology annotation, cellular component: intracellular anatomical structure; catalytic step 2 spliceosome. The transcript has 6 exons. The record is from RefSeq and is a predicted model, not a curated record. Gene Ontology annotation, molecular function: RNA binding; ATP hydrolysis activity; helicase activity.
UCAAACGUUUUCAGUUCACACCAAACAUCGUUCGGUGGAGGUAGUGCGGUUUUGCACCUCUCGUUUUCUGGCGUCCAUCUAGAAAAGUAGUGAAACAGUGAACUUUAGUUUUACUUGCAGUUUUACUUAUUUAAUUUACGUUUGCUACUAUUCCGAGCGGAGUGAGCUCAUUCUUGGUGAAUCCGCGAAUAAGCUGUGCGCUUUUACGUGAGUGUAAACACCUCUUCAGAGCCUUGUUCGAUCGUUCGAGUUCUUGUGACUUCGUUCUCAAGUGUUGUUUGUGCAUCAUCGCCGCCACCGCCGUCUCCAUCGCCAGUAGUAAAACAGUGAAAAAAAAAGAAUAACAUUGUUUCAAUCGUUAUACAUAUUCAACGUGCAUCGACCGAAGCCGAAGAAGAGAGAAGCAAAGUUUUAUUAUACGUACAUAUAUUGGCGUCCCCGCGCGUCAGCUUCGUCUAGCAGUCAGUGUUAACACUUUUGAGGUCAGUGAAAAUGCUCGCCGAUGCUGGCUGGUUGCUCCAGUUGUUGCUGCAGUAAAAGCUAAGCUUUGUGUGCAAAUCUUUGCUGAAGAGAAGUUCCCGGAAAAAAAAGACAAACAACAGAAGCAACUUUGCGGUCUUGUGGCAGCGUGGAGGAUUAUGAGCUCAAGCCGAUUGCCGAAAUUUUUAAAACCGGAUGACGAUUCCUUCUCGUCAGAACGUGACGCAGCCCCGUCCGAUGAUCACGUAACCUCGUUCGUCUUCAACGCCCACCAUUCGCUGAACCUUGCCGCACAGCGCGAACGUCUUCCGAUUCGGCAGUACCGCGAUCAGAUCCUCUACUGUCUGGAGAACUACCAAACGUUGGUACUGGUCGGUGAAACCGGUUCCGGCAAGAGCACACAGGUACCACAGUACCUGUACGAGUUCGGAUGGCACAGCAAGGGGCUGAUUGGUGUGACCGAGCCUCGCCGCAUAUCGGCCAUAACGCUCGCCGACCGAGUGGCCACGGAACGCGGCGAGCUAAGCGGAGAAACGGUGGGCGUUUCCAUACGGUUCAUCUCGAAAUGUAAUCCCGACACGACCAAGAUCAAGUACAUGACUGAAGGAAUCCUGCUGCGCGAAAUGUUGGCUGACCCCCUUCUUACCCAAUAUGGGGUGAUCAUGGUGGACGAGGCGCACGAGCGGAGCGUCCUGACUGAUACGGUUCUGGGACUGUUGAAGAAGAUUGCCCGGAAGCGACCUUCGCUAAAGAUCAUCAUUUCGUCGGCAACGGUCGAUGCUGAACUGUUCCAGGAGUUUUUCAAUUUAAAGAAGAGGAAAGAUGAGAAAGAUUCUUCGAUUAUACUGACUGUAGAAGGACGGAUGUAUCCUUACGAGGUGUACUACUUGGAAGAACCGUGUCCGGAUUACGUCAAAGAAACGGUGGCAACGGUGAUGAAGAUUCAUCGAAACGAACAGCGAGGUGACAUUCUUGCGUUUUUGACGGGCCAAGAAGAGGUGCUGAAAGCGCUGGAUCUACUGAGAGAGCACAAGGACGCUAGCGGAAAGGACGAUAUGCUUAUUCUACCCAUGUAUGGAACAUUACCAAACCAGGAUCAGCUCAAAGUGUUCUUCAGUGCUCCCAAGGGGGUACGAAAGAUUGUUUUGGCAACGAAUAUCGCCGAGACGUCUGUCACUAUUCCGGGAAUCGUCUAUGUAAUCGAUUGUGGUUUCGUUAAACUCAACUGGUACUCAGCCGACAGCACCACAAACAGCCUAGUGGUCGUUCCCACCAGUAAGGCAGCCGCGGAACAACGUGCCGGUAGAGCAGGACGCAUUCGCAGUGGAAAAGUCUAUCGCCUUUACACCCAGGAAGAAUGGGAAAAACUUCCCGAUCACACACCGCCGGAAAUGCGUCGAACCGAUCUGUGCAGCACGGUUCUCUUCCUGAAAGCUCUCGGAAUAGACAACAUUCUGAGAUUCACAUUUCCAUCGCCUCCUCCGGCGAAGAACCUACUGGCUUCUCUCGAGACUCUGUAUGCUCUGGAAGCCCUGGAUGCGGAUGGUAGCCUAACAACUCCAGUUGGGUAUUUUCUAGCGGAGAUGCCUUUCAAUGCCAUGCUGGCCAAGAUGUUGUACAAAGCAGGAGAAAUGGGCUGCUCGGAGGAGAUCCUGACCAUUAUAGCUAUGCUGCAGGUCCAAUCGGUGUUCUCUAAACCAGUCAGUGGACAGGCAUCAAUUCGUGCUCGCAUCGCUAAGCGAAAUUUUGAAGUGGCCGAAGGAGAUCUGAUCACUCUGCUCAACGUCUACACAGCCUUCGCGGAUGACAGAACCAAGGAAUUUUGUGGCCGUAACUUUUUGAUUUACCGGAAUCUAAAACGAGCACAUGAAAUCAAAACUCAACUGUGUAGCAUGCUGGAAAGGGAGCUUAACAUUCCUCUGCUUUCUUGUAACGGAAAUGUCGAAACCAUUUGCCGCUGUAUCGUUUCGGGAUUCUUCCCCUACGCCGCCUAUCUACAUCAUUCCGGAGUGUACAAAACUGUGCGGGGAAAUACGGAGCUUGCCAUUCAUCCCAUAUCCUGUCUCUACACGGAAGAGCAACCCCAGUGGGUAAUAUUCUGCGAAUUGAUGCACACCACUAAACUUUACAUGAAGGACAUCACGGUUAUCAAGCAGGAGUGGCUUACAGAGUUGGCGCCACAUUACUACCAUAAAAUUACCGUUAGAGAUCGUUUCUAAUGUGAUUGGGCACUUACGGCCAUAAAUAAAGAUGAAAAUAACAAAGAUAAAUAAAAUGUAGAUGGUUGCCUA